AUGAAUGAAUUACCACUAGUUCCAGGAACAUUCCCGCCAGGCCUCGAGCAUCUUCUGCAGAUAGACAAGCUACUGAUAAUUCAGAAGUUGGAAGCAGCAGAAAUCAUAUAUGGAAUUGAGACCAUCAACAGGUAUGAGGUGACAAACAACAUUGGCCAGCAGAUCUACUUUGCCACUGAAAAGAGUAACUUAUGCUUCAGAUUCAUCUGUGGGCAACAGCGUCCAUUCAAAGUUUACGUUGCGGACAACAUGGGCACUGAGGUAAUGUGCUUCAAACGCCCUUUGCAAUGUUCCUGCUGCUGCUCUCCAUGCUGCUUGCAGAAGUUAGAAGUGCAAGCUCCAAUCGGUGAACCAAUAGGAUACGUUAUCCAAAAAUGGCACCCAUGUUUGCCAAUGUUUGCUAUUCAAAAUAAAAACAAAGAAACUGUUCUGAGAAUCAGUGGGCCAUGUUGUUGUUGCCGCUGGUGUUGUGCUUAUAACUUUAAGAUAGAAGCUCUUCAUUCAAGUGAAGAAAUAGGAAAAAUCACAAAGGUCUGGGGUGGACUCGUAGUUGAAGCUUUAACAGAUGCUGAUAACUUUGAGGUCAGCUUCCCAAUGGAUUUGGACGUUAGUAUUAAAGCGGUCCUGCUGGGGGCCAGUAUCUUAAUUGAUUUUAUGUAUUUUGAGAAAACAAGUAAGCAGCUGAUUGAAGUGACAGAUAGGAACCAAUAA
Pristis pectinata (smalltooth sawfish) is the source of this 711-nucleotide messenger RNA. Its product is annotated as phospholipid scramblase 2-like. NCBI's taxonomy places the organism in Eukaryota, Metazoa, Chordata, Chondrichthyes, Rhinopristiformes, Pristidae. Gene Ontology annotation, molecular function: phospholipid scramblase activity. The transcript has 6 exons. The coding region runs from base 1 to 711 and encodes 236 amino acids. The record is from RefSeq and is a predicted model, not a curated record. Gene Ontology annotation, cellular component: plasma membrane. Gene Ontology annotation, biological process: plasma membrane phospholipid scrambling.